AUGGCGUCCCUCACCCCCCGGAAACUAUGGCAACACCCCUCCCCCGAGUCGACGCGAAUGGCCCAUUUCCAGCGCGAGCUGGCCAAGACCGCUGGGCAGAGACUGGACUCAUUUCAGGAGAUGUAUCUCUACUCCAUCCAGAACCGGACUGCAUUCUGGGACUUUUGUUUCAAUUACUUCCAACUCAUCCAUGAGGGAUCUUACAGCCAGGUUGUGGACGAGUCCGCACGCAUGGAUAGCGUGCCUGAAUGGUUCGCUGGGAUUCGGCUGAACUUCGCGGAGAACCUGCUGUUUUCGCACUAUGCUGGCGAUAAGACUGGGAAAGAAGACGAGAAGAUUGCGGUCACGGAAGUUCGUGAGGGCGCGGCGAAGGACGCGGUGCAUCUUUCGUGGGCAGAGUUGAGGAGGAAGACGGGCGUAUUGAUGCAGGCUAUGAAGGCGAAUGGGGUGAAGAAGGGUGAUCGCAUUGCGUUGUGUGCAGCGAACAGUAUUGAUACCCUGCUGGUCUUCCUGGCGUCGACUGCCCUGGGUGCCAUCUUCUCAUCCAGUUCUACCGACAUGGGGGUCAAGGGCAUAUUGGAUCGGCUGCUGCAAAUUCGGCCGCGGUGGCUGUUCAUGGAUGACCAGGCUGUCUAUAACGGGAAGAAAAUUGACUUACGAGACAAGAUGAGAGAUAUCGUGGGCGGCAUGGAGUCGGUCGCCGAGUUUGAGGGCAUUGUCUCGCAGCCACGAUUUUCUUCCAGUCCCGCUGACAUCAACCAUAUCCCCAAGACAUGUACGCUCUCCGCCUAUCUUGCAAGAGCAGGACCGGGGAAUGAUCGUCUUGAAUUCGAGCGGGUCGCCUUCCGAGAUCCUUUUCUGGUGGUUUACUCGUCCGGCACGACAGGCCAGCCCAAGUGUAUCGUCCAUUCUGUGGGAGGCGUACUCCUGAAUGCCCACAAGGAAGGAGGAUUGCACAGUGAACUGAGCCCAGAAAGCGUUGCAUUGCAAUAUACUACGACUGGCUGGAUCAUGUAUCUGUCCGCCAUGCAGACUCUGCUAUUCGGGUCGAGGGUGGUGCUCUACGACGGUAGUCCAUUUAUCCCGGAUGUCAUGGCAUUGGUGAACAUUUCCGCUCAAGAGAAGGUAACACAUCUGGGAAUAUCUCCGCGAUGGCUCCACGAACUACAGCGAGCCAACCUGAAGCCGCGCGAGUUGGUCGAUCUGCGCGCCUUGAAGGUGGUCACUAGCACCGGCAUGGUCUUGCGGGAUGCACUGUUCGAGUGGUUCUACGACGACGGCUUCCCGUCCCAUGUGCGCUUGAACAAUAUCUCCGGCGGCACUGAUCUUGCUGGGUGCUUUGGGACUGGCAACCCGCUUGUCCCGGUGUAUGUGGGGGGAUGCGCGGGAUGCAGUCUCGGUGUGCCGGUGGAGGUUUACGAUUCGACGAUCGAAGGAGGCCAGGGCGUGAAGGGGGUCCCGGUGGAAGAGGGCGUUCCUGGCGAGCUCGUGGCUACCUCUGCAUUUCCCAACAUGCCCACUCAGUUCUGGGGCGACGACAGCGGGAAGAAGUACCACGACGCAUAUUUUGCUCGGUUUGACAAUGUGUGGACUCACGGAGACUUUGUCUCAAUCCAUCCCACCACGAAACAGCUCAUGUUUCAUGGCCGCGCGGACGGGGUGCUCAACCCCUCCGGCGUGCGAUUUGGAUCUGCAGAGAUCUAUCGAGUAAUUGAAGGCCAAUUUUCCAACGAGAUCGCCGACUCGAUCUGCGUCGGCCAGCGGCGCCCCACCGAUACCGAUGAGCGGGUGCUGCUCUUCCUGCUCAUGAAGCCCGGGGCGGCGUUCACGGCCAGCCUGGUGGAGCGAGUGAAUCGGGCCAUUCGUAGCGAGCUGAGCCCCCGCCAUGUGCCCAUGUUCACCUUUGAGACGCCCGAGAUCCCGACCACGGUCAACCUGAAAAAAGUGGAGUUGCCGGUGAAACAGAUUGUGUCGGGCAAGAUCAUUCAGCCGUCGGGGACGCUGCUGAACCCGGGCAGUUUGGAGUAUUACUACCAGUUUGCGGAGGUUGAGAAGUUGAGUCGCGGCAGCAAGCUGUAG
Molecule: messenger RNA, 2079 nt
Organism: Penicillium riverlandense
Lineage: Eukaryota; Fungi; Ascomycota; Eurotiomycetes; Eurotiales; Aspergillaceae
Product: acetoacetyl-CoA synthase
Exons: 4
Coding region: 1-2079 (692 amino acids)
Biological process (GO): lipid metabolic process
Cellular component (GO): cytosol
Molecular function (GO): acetoacetate-CoA ligase activity
Source: RefSeq, a predicted model, not a curated record